Messenger RNA from Panonychus citri (citrus red mite), 5525 nucleotides. Its product is annotated as tyrosine-protein phosphatase 99A-like. Gene Ontology annotation, molecular function: protein tyrosine phosphatase activity; protein binding. The record is from RefSeq and is a predicted model, not a curated record. Bases 638 to 4420 code for a protein of 1260 amino acids. The transcript has 18 exons. Gene Ontology annotation, biological process: protein dephosphorylation. Lineage: Eukaryota; Metazoa; Arthropoda; Arachnida; Trombidiformes; Tetranychidae.
GACUUGAGGUGCAGAAGAGAAAAGUAUCCGCUCGUAGCCGGUGAAUUGUGAUCAAGUGUAUUUAGUGUUUUUCGUUUUUAAUUAAUUCCAAAUAAUUUCUCAGUUAAUUCAAUCGAAAUUGUGAAAAUUUAAAAUCAUCAAAAAUCUAAACAUUUAUCGAAAAUAUUGUGAUUCCAAUUGUUGGUUUGAGAAGAGAAUAAAUUGUUUCCAUUUUACUUGUUUUUUUCUUCUUCUCUUUUUGUUCGAUUUUCUCUCUUGUGUCUCAUCUUUUUUUUCUCUAUUCCAUCUUCAUCUUUGAUUCUCUUUUGAUAUUUUUCUCUCUCUUUCUUUCCAAUUUAUUUCUCAACCUUCCCUGAGUAUUAAUAUACUUUCUGUGUUCUCUACUGUUCUUCACUAGAAUUAUCUCUCUUUUCUAAUAUUCUAUUCUACUCUUCUUAUUCGUGUUGUGUGUGUCAUCAAUACUCUCUCUCUCACUCUCUUGUGUGUAUUUGGAUUUUUACUGUUUUUCUAUUUAAUUGACAAACGGAAAUUAUCUCAAGUGAUACAUUGAUCUUAACCAUGGACUAUUAUUACCACUGAUUUUCAUUGAAUCUCUUUUGGAUAUUCUUCAAAUUUAACUUGUCAUCAUACAUCCUUUAUGUCUCAUCCACUGUAUAUAACCUUACCCUUUACCCUUUUUCUCACCCUCACAUUACUACUUCUUCCUCUGUCAACCGGUGAUGAUCCGCUUCGAGAUGAUUCUCGCCAUCUUGGUAAAACUCAAGAGAUAAUUGUCCGUCGAGGUCAUAACGGGUCACUACCAUGUAUACCUGCUCAGCGGGCAAAUAAAGUAGACAAAUUGGAAUGGUGGAAAGAGGAUAAAAAACUAGUAGAGAUAAAGGAAACUCGCAUGAUAACAUGGGAAGCUGAAAAUCAUGUUGCAUUCUUACCGGAAACAGGAGCACUUUACUUCCGUUCAGCUCAAUAUCAAGACGAUGGUGAAUAUCUGUGUACAGUGAAUGAAAAGAAAACAAUUGAAGGAAUAGUUCGUCUCUUCAUCCAAGAUGUACCCGAUAUGCCUGGACAACCAAUUAUCAUGGGAUUUACUUCCAGAUCUAUUAACGUCUCUUGGCCUCCAUCUUUCAAUAAUCACAAUAGUCCCAUUUUGUAUUACAUUAUCCACGUUAGGGUUGGUGAAAAAGGUGAUUGGGAUUCAACCAAAGUUCAGACCAUUGGAAAUGAGACCAGUUAUGAAUUCACUGGACUUGAACCAUUUACUGUUUACGUUUUCAGGGUGAUCGCUGUUAACGCUUUGGGUUACAGUAAAUCGAGUAAAGAUUCAUUUCCAAUUGUAACUCUUCGUGAAGUACCAAAUGGAGCACCAACUAUCCUCGGCUAUGGAAACGCAACCAGCACAUCAGUCAGCCUACAAUUUGCACCACCGCCAAGUGACACAGUUCAUGGAGAGCUACUUGGUUAUAAAAUUAUUCUCCACCCAAAGGAUAAACCAUCUCUAGAUAGAACAAUAAUACUGCCAGAUCCAAGUUUACGACAACAUACCAUCCGUAAUUUGGAAACAUAUAUUCAAUACAAAAUAUCUCUAUUGGUGUUCAACAUUGAAGGUGACGGACCGGCUGCUAAUAUAACCGUUAAAACUGAGGAAGGAAUGCCCUCACCUCCAACUGAAUUUGAUGUUGUUAACAUUGGUGAUACUUGGAUUAGAUUAAAAUGGAAAGAACCAAAAUUUCCUCGUGGCGAGAUAAUUGGUUAUAAUCUUUACAUUCGUGAUUUAAAGUUCAAUAAAACUGACAUUCGAACUGGUAUACCAAAGAACCUUAGAGAAUAUGCCAUUGAGAAUUUAAAACCUUUCACCAAAUACAAGAUAUGGAUGGAUGCUCGUACCGCCGCAGGCCCAGGAAAUGAGACUCAGCCAUUAGAUGUACAAACCGAAGUGAGAGGACCAAGUGCACCAAUCAUAGUAAAUUUAACUUGUUCAGUUGAUAGUCUUUUCCUUGCCUGGGAGAGACCAUUUAACUAUUACAAAAGUGUCGAUCAUUAUAACGUCUAUUUUCGGCCUGAAAAUUCCCGUGACUUUACUCAUAUUCCAUUGCCAAAUCAAUUUCAAUAUCAAAUAAGAAACCUCACUGCUGAUAUGUUAUACGAAGUAAAAGUUCAAGGAGCAACCGAAAGUGUCCACAAUAAAAGUCGUCUUAUUCCUGGGGAGUUCAGUGAAUCUCGAAAAGUCGUUCUCCAGAGUAAGUGUGAGAGUUACAUAUCCUCAUCACAAAUCGAUGUUACUCUAAGCGCUGGUGUAAUUGCUGCUGUAAUCUGUGUCUCCUUUGCACUUCUUCUUGCCAUAUUUUCAUUCAUCUUAUGGCGAAAAUAUUUCCAAGCAGCAUAUUAUUACCUUGAUGAUCCUCCCUCUCAAACUCGUGGUGGAUCACCUCAACUCUCAGAGACAUAUGAUGAAUCUGAUUAUGCUUCAGUUCCAGUUACACUUUGGCCUAAACAUGUUCAAGAUCUUCAUGCUGAUGGUGAUAUUGGCUUCUCUCGGGAAUAUGAAUCAAUUCAAACUGGAACCGAUGCUGAACUUUCCUGUGAUUAUUCACAAAUGUCAGAAAACAAAAAUAAAAAUCGAUAUGUAAACAUUGUCGCCUAUGAUCAUACUCGAGUUGUUUUGAAAUCCCUAUCAGGACAAAAGAAAGCCGCUGGUGUUGAUUAUAUUAAUGCAAAUUACAUUGAUGGAUAUUGUAAACCCGCUGCCUACAUAGGAACCCAAGGUCCACUUCCAUCAACAUUUGAUGAUUAUUGGCGUAUGAUUUGGGAACAACGAGUUUGCAUAAUUGUGAUGAUUACCAAUUUAAUUGAAAGAGGACGUCACCAGUUUAGUUGCUCUUCAGAGUUGGAUGACAGCAGGAAAUGUGAUCUUUACUGGCCGAAAGAGGGAAUUGAAACUCACGGAAUAAUUCAGGUUAAAAUUUUACAAGAAGUUGUCAUGGCCACUUAUACAUUAAGAACUUUCUCAAUUCGUAAUCUUAAAAUGAAAAAGAAACAUGGAGCUGAACGAACUGUGUAUCAAUAUCAUUAUACUAAUUGGCCUGAUCACGGAGUACCUGAUCAUCCUCUUCCUGUUCUGUCAUUUGUACGAAAAUCAUCAGCCGCUAAUCCACCAAAUGGAGGUCCAAUUAUAGUUCAUUGCAGUGCGGGUGUUGGUCGAACUGGUACUUACAUCGUAAUUGACGCUAUGAUGAAGCAAAUUAAACACCGACAGAGUAUCAAUGUUUAUGGUUUCUUGAAGCAUAUUCGUCAACAACGUAAUUAUCUUGUCCAAACGGAGGAACAGUAUAUUUUCAUUCAUGAUGCACUUUUAGAAGCUAUUGAAAGUGGUGACACUGAGGUUCCAAGUAGCCAUUUGUCUCGUUAUAUACAAACUUUACAAACAGGCGGUGAUGCCAUUUCCAAUGCAAGCAGUGACAUUAAAGAAAGACCCUUCCACUGGCCUCUAUUAGAGCGACAGUAUAAACUGGUCACUUCUUUCCGAGCAAAAGAUUUCAAUGUUGUCUCAGCUCUAAAACCUUGUAACAAGGCCAAAAAUAGAUCACUUAACCUUAUACCAUUGGAGGCGCAUCGAGUUCACAUUACCCCAAGAUCUCCUGGAACUGAUGGUUCUGAUUAUGUCAAUGCCACUUUCCUUUUAGGUUUCAAUAUGUUGAAAGAGUUUAUAAUUACUCAGCAUCCACUUUAUGAUACAGUUUCCGAUUUUUGGCAAAUGAUUUGGGAUCAUAAUGUACAAACAAUUGUUGUACUCACUCCAAUCAUUGAUGAGAAAGAGUUUCCUCAAUUUUGGCCUGAAAAAGAUGAUGAAUGUGACUAUGGUAGUUUUAAAGUAAAAUUAACUGAGGAAGUGACCACAUCAAGGGAAACUGGAGGUUUUGUAACCACUAGAGAUUUUAUAAUGCAAUCAACUCAAGAUGAUUACGAGUUAAUUUGUCGUAUUGUACACUGUCCAGGAUGGCCUGAGACUUGCGGGCCACUUAGUAGUGUUUUUGAUCUCAUCAAAAUGGUCCAACAAUGGCACCUAGAAUACCAAAAUGGUCCAAUUGUAGUCAUGGAUCGCUAUGGUGGAACUGAAGCUGCAACAUUCAGUUGUCUGACAACUUUGUAUAAACAAUUAAAUUUCGAGGAUUGUGUCGAUGUUUACAUGUACGCUAAACUUUACCAUUUAAGAAGACCUGGAAUAUGGCGCUGCCAGGACGAUUAUUUAUUCCUUUACCGCGCAAUAGAAAGUCUAGUUUCCACAAUGAAUCUCGCUGAAAGUAUGGACACAUCACCUUACGGGAGUCAAUUAAACAUGACCAAUGGUCAUAUUAACUCUAAUGGUCAUGUAAUUAAGAUAAAUUUAAGCUCUGAGCAUAGUCUUAAAAGUGAAUCAAUGGCUUGAUUUGUGGUAAAAAGAGUGAAACGAAACAAAUUAGAGCGAAAACAUUCAAGCAAUUAACUGUAUUUAAUUCAAAGAAAACACAAAAACUGCUUAUAUCUAUUCAUCGCAUCAUCUUCAUCAUGACUUUUGCUCAUCAUCUACAUAAAAUCAUCGCCUCAGGAAAAAGCUUUGAACACGGAAAAACUUAUACAACUCACUCUUUGAUUCCCAACUCUGAAACACUCACCUCACUAUCGACACAUCAUUUAUAAAUUUCAUCUAAUUUUGUUCUUUCAUCAUCUUAAAGCACAAAAAUACAUUUACAAAGAUGAAAAAGGGAGAAAAUAAGAGAAGAUGAAGAUAUAAAAACUAAUCAGUACUUCCAAUAUCUAAAUUUUCAUUCAAAUCAAAUGUUGAUGAAAACGCAAUUGUCUAAAUCUUUCAUCUUCCUAGAAAAAAAAAUCCAUUUUCUCUUUAAUCAACUAAUUACAAUCGAUAAUAUUUGUAAAAGUCGAUAGACAUUCAAGUGAAAAUUGAACUCACAACAAAUUAAUUAACUUCGACGAUCUCAUCUCACUGCCAUUGACUUUGAGAAAAUUAUCUUCAUCUUUCUUGUUUCUCACUUUCUUUUCAUCCCUCAUCUCUUUUAAUAUUAUUUUCAUCUCCCUGACUAUUUGUUAAUCAUUUUUUUUUAAAUCAUCAUCAAUAGUCUGCCAUUAAUUGAUUGUUUUCUCUUCAUCUUUUCUUAAUUCUUCCACCGGUUUUCAUCUUCUCUCUUUUUUUCAUUCCUCUUUCAAUUCUAACUUUGUUUUUGUUUUUUUUUUCUUCUUUUCAUUGAAAAUUUUCUCUCUUCCCUCUUUAAUUGUAAUCACAAUUAACUCCAAAAUUUAAUACAAUUCAUGUAUAUACAAUAAGCAACAACAAAAGUUACAAAAUCAAAUUGAAUAUGUGUAAGCAUAUAUUAUGUAAUAGAGGGCAAAUUAAUUAAUUGCAAGCAAAUAAGGAUUGCCUAUCAGAACGAAACACUCACAAAUUGAUAGACAUGAUAAUUAAUGAUAAUAAUUAAAUUGUAUUAUUGCUCAACCAAAAGUAGAGAUUAUUAAAUAAAAGAUUUUAUUUCUUAAAA